AUGACUAAAACCAAUGCUGAACGACAAAAACUUUAUCGUAUCAAUUUGUCAAAAGACAAAUCGAAACUAGAACUAGUGAAAGCAAAAGCUCGACGUCGUGAUAACGCAAGACGUAAAAAUUUAGAUGCAAGGUCACUGGAAAAUUUACGGCUUCGACAAAAGAAUGCAUCGAAGCGAUAUCGUGAAAAAUUGAAGUCCAAAGGUUUAACCAAUUCUCGAUCAUCUACUUACCAAUCCCGUCAAACGCUCGGUAAAGCAGUUCAACGCACNUCAAAAGACAAAUCGAAACUAGAACUAGUGAAAGCAAAAGCUCGACGUCGUGAUAACGCAAGACGUAAAAAUUUAGAUGCAAGGUCACUGGAAAAUUUACGGCUUCGACAAAAGAAUGCAUCGAAGCGAUAUCGUGAAAAAUUGAAGUCCAAAGGUUUAACCAAUUCUCGAUCAUCUACUUACCAAUCCCGUCAAACGCUCGGUAAAGCAGUUCAACGCACAUUAAAAGCAUUACCUAAAGAUCCAAAUAAGCGUCAUCAUGUUGUUCAUCACAUUGCUCAAUUAUUUGAUGUUAUUCCAAAAUCAACUGCUACAGCUAAACGAGAACAAAGAUCAUUAUCAAUCGAAACCAAACGAGCUGUUGAACAAUUCUACAAUCGUGAUGACAUUAGUUACCAAAUGCCUGGCAAGCGUGAUUGUGUUACAUUCAAUGAUGAUAAUGGCCAAAGAGUCACAGUGCAGAAGCGGAUUCUUUUAUGCAGCAUCCGUGAAACUUAUCAACUAUUUUUGGCAGAAAAUAAAGAUCCGAAUAUUAGUUUGUCAACAACUUCGUUUACUGAAUUACGACCAAUUCAUGUGUUACUUCAAUCCUCUUUGUGUCAUCGAAGUUGUCUAUGUUCGUACCACGAAAAUGUGAACUUAUUAUUAAAAUCUCUGUCGAAACAUGUCAAAUCUACGGAUUUAAAUUCAAUUCAGACAUUUUUAUCAGCUCCAGUAUGUAACGAACAAAAUGAAGAUUGCAUGUUCAGCCGUUGUUCAUCAUGUUCGAACAACUUCGACUUAAAAGUGUACCAAAAUAUUAUUGAUCCAAAUAAACAAAUUCAAUGGUCUCAAUGGACAUCGCAAAAUGGCUUUCCUACAAAGGAGGAAUUCACGGGUUCGGUUAAAAGGUGUGCAACAGUUUUAAAAGAACAAAUUGGAACGUUUUUGGCUCAUGUAUUCAUUAAACGGCAACAAUCAGCAUUUUUCGAAAACUUGAAAUCGAAUUUGGAUGAUCAAACAAUUUGUAUUCAGGUUGAUUUCAGUGAAAAUUUUCAUAUUGACGUUCAAGAUGCAAUACAAAGUUCGUUCUACUCGAAAGAUUCGGUAUCUUUAUUUACUUGUUACAUCUGGCAUUCAAAUGGUGGUCAAUCAUACGUCUGUGUUGCUGAUGAAUUGUCUCAUGAUAAAUAUCAUGUCAAUGCAGCUCUUGAACAUAUAUUUCAAAAGCUGAAAAGUCAAUUCUCAAAUUUGAAAGAAGUUCAUGUGUUUUCGGAUGGUGCUACUCAACAAUUCAAGCAACGUUUUUUGUUUCGAAACUUAUGUCGUUUGUCUGCCAAAUUCAAGAUUGAUUUGUCGUGGCACUUUUUUGCCACAACUCACGGCAAAGGUGUAGUUGACGGUAUCGGUGGUUCUCUCAAACGCCUCGUUUAUUUAGCAAUCUUAAGUGGACUGCAGUGUAAAUCAGCUGCCGAUUUUGUUAAAAUUGGUCGAUCAAAAACAGCGAUAAUUUCAAUCGAUGAAAUAGAACAACAUGAAAUUGAUGAUUCGAAAACUCAAUUGGAACAUAUUUUCAAAUCAGUUAAGCCAGUGCCAGAAACCAAAAAAAUACAUUCAAUCAAAGCUAUAGGUGACAAUAUAGUAGAGUACAAAUAUUAUUCUAAUAGUAAACAUUCGAAAAAAUAUCGUUUUUCCAUCUGA
This is a messenger RNA of Adineta ricciae, 1950 nucleotides long. Lineage: Eukaryota; Metazoa; Rotifera; Eurotatoria; Adinetida; Adinetidae. The record is from the annotation of a GenBank genome assembly.